Molecule: messenger RNA, 2151 nt
Organism: Trichoderma breve
Lineage: Eukaryota; Fungi; Ascomycota; Sordariomycetes; Hypocreales; Hypocreaceae
Exons: 4
Coding region: 1-2151 (716 amino acids)
Cellular component (GO): nucleus
Source: RefSeq, a predicted model, not a curated record
AUGUCUACUGCCAAGUUCCAGUCUCCAUCCUACAGACUCUUUGAGCCGGGCUUUCUACCAAACAAACCCAUCAUUGUCGACGUCGACGACGAGUUUGGUUCGCCAGAAACCCUGACUCUUAGAUACGAGGAAGCUGUUCAGGCAGCACAAAGGGGGGAUCCAAACCGGGACUCCCCACCGAGCGAUUUCAACAUGGCCUACAGCAAAGCUCAGCUGCCUUCCAUGAAUGGCUACGAUGCCACCCGAUACCAAGAUGCGGCUGCUUUCGAACCGUAUCCCACUCAGCCAUUCUCAACCUCACAGACAGACAAAUAUGCACAGAUGAACCAGCAAUCUUUUGCCAGUAACAACACCGUUGCCCAUUACAUGGCGGCAGGACCCACCGUGGUCUCUUUCCAUCCUACGUCUGGAGUUGGCGGAACUGCUGUCAGCAUAAAGAUCUCGUCGCAAGAUGACCUCUUUAGCCUACCCUCUACACAGCCACUGAUCACGUUUGGAGACACAAAGUACGCUGUGAAUCUUAUACGCGAUAACCAGGAUAACACUGGCUUUGUUUAUUCUUGCAGUGUCGAUGCGCCGCCGUCAGGUGGUAAUAGCAGCGUGUCUCUGUCACUUGGUUUCGACUCCCCUGCGGGAGGAGGAGAGAUCUCGCGCAUAGGGACCUUCCAUUACAUGGAAGGGUCUGGGGAUGACAUCACGCGGGCAGACAAGUUGCCCAAAGAUGACACAACGACACCUGCUGCCGAGGUGGAUCAGGCGAGUCCCUCACCGAAGAAUGAGGUACCGUCUGCAGCGGCUACAAAUACGUAUGAAUACCCGCCGGCGCAAGGCCAAUAUGGCAACACAUUUGCCCAAGGAAAUGCCGAUAUGAUCACCACAUACCGAACGUCCAGUUUUACCGACCCUCCGCACUACCAUCACCACUCCCGGCGUACUCACCAUGGAUUGAGUGGGAGUUCGUAUGGGAGUACGCUGGCGGCCGUGGGGAGGAGUUCGUCUACGUAUGAUCCCAUUGCGAUAUCCGGGAGAUCUGCCGGACACCACCACCUUCCCAUCCCGUCUUCUGGGAGUAGCGGAACGCCUCAGCUAGUGCGCACUAGCACCAUCACCAACGGCGGUGGAAAUGGCCCCUACCAUUCCAUGUCUCUAUACACUCCCAAGGCGGUUUUGAACAUUCGCGGCAAGCUCAGUGAGAUGGCGAGAGACUGGAACCAAGAUGAAUGGGAGAACCGUCGCCGGAUCGUCAUGUUCAAAAAGACUCAAAACGGAGCAGUCUUGAACGUGAGCUUCAAACCCGUCGCUGUCAACGAAAGACCCACCAACAGCAUCUGCAUCUCGUGCAUCUGGUGGGCAGAAAAGUCUGAAUGCUACGUGACCUCGGUGGACACCAUUCAUCUGCUUGAGCAGCUUGUGGCUGCACCAAACCGGUUCAGUGUUGAGGAAAAGAAUCGCAUCCGCCGCAACCUGGAGGGAUUCCACCCAUCUACCGUCUCCAAGGCCAAGGCAGAUAGCGAAGAGUUCUUUAAGAUCAUUAUGGCUUUUCCUCACCCCAAGCCUCGAAACAUCGAGAAGGAUGUCAAGGUGUUUCCUUGGACGGCCCUCGAGCCAGCACUCAAGAAGAUCAUCGGCAAAUACAGUGCCAGCCCCAGCAGCAUCCUCCCGCCUGCUACCACGAGCGCCUCGUCAUACGCCACAUUGCCCACGCCGCCCAGUCACCACGGCCUUGGGUCACAACACGGCCUCUCUUCAGCGCAUGCAGAUCCUCAUAGCCAGUACCCACUGCACUCUGCCUAUGGCUCGGCUGCCCACGAAGCGAUUCCGUCGCCUCGCACGGCUCGAGGUCUCAGCCCUACGCUUCGCAACCACCACAGCCCUCAGCAGCCGCCUUCCAUGCGUAUCAACACCAGCACAGCACAGCUGCCCGCUGUAUCGGCUUAUGACAGUCGAGGAGUAGCAGCCAGCCCUUAUGGCAGCACUGGCUUACACACGCCGAUCAGCCACCACCCUGCGGCCGCAACGCCUCCUCGAUGGGAUACUACGUCCGCUGCCUAUACCGACAGUGGUUAUGCAAGCCUUACUUCCCAGCAACCGCCUGGAGCAUCAUCAGUGUAUGGCACUUCUGCAUAUGGUGACAACCCACAGAGAGGGUAA